ACGGCUACCGUACCUAAAGAAGCAAAAUCAAUUAAGGAGAAGUCUUACCAUGUAACAACACCAUCGAAAAGCUGUGUUUUAUGUAGGGAUGAACACACUUUAUGUCACUGUCAAGAGUUCACGAAAAUGUCACCUGUGGAGAGAAUUGACUAUGUGAAGAAAACUAAAUUAUGUUUCAACUGUCUCCUUCCUGGACAUUCUGCAUCACGAUGUCGUCUUUCCUUUUCAUGUCGUAUAUGCAAAAAGAGGCAUCACACCAUGAUACACCAAGAGCAGAAUAAGGAGUCAGUGAAAACUCAAGCUCACCACAGUCAGCUUACACACCACGAAGAAGACCCGCAGAACGAUGAAGAAGUAGAAGUGGUGGAAAUUUCGUGUAACUUUGCCUGCAAGAAAUCCAAAGGCCUGCUAGCGACGGCAAUGAUAUCCAUUAGGGACGACGAAGGUCACGUGACUCCCCUUCGUUGUUUAAUUGAUCCAGGGUCAGAGUCAAGCUUUUUAAGCGAACGCGCAGCACAAGCUCUGCGAGUCAAGAGGUCACCUGUGAGAGGAACUGUUACCGGUGUCGGCGACCUCCAGAUCAAGAUCAACAGCGCAGCACAUGUUCAAAUAUUGUCAAAUCAAGAUGACAGUUUCCAGCUAGAUGUCAAGGCUUAUAUAAUGCCCUCAAAGCUCACAUCACAACUACCAUCAAGGAAGAUAAAGUAUGACCCACAAGCCUGGUCACACAUACAAGGACUCACUCUGGCUGAUCCUAAGUUCCACCAGCCAGGGCGAGUAGACAUGCUACUUGGUGUAAAAGUGUAUGCACAAAUACUAGAAGGAAAGGUUAAGAAAGGUCCACCUGGCACUCCAUGCGCUCAAGAAACAAGCCUAGGUUGGAUAAUAUUCGGAGACGUAGAAGGCACAGCAGACACUUUACAAGAAACCAUAGUUGUGAUGCAUCAUCAGGUCGACGUAGACGACAUGUUAAAGGCAUUUUGGGAGAUAGACACUACAGAUACAAAGAAGAGUCUCACGAAAGAAGAAGAAAGGUGUGAAAUGAUUUACAAGGAGACGCAUACAAGAAACGAAGAAGGAAGAUACAUAGUAACGUUACCAUUCAAAAAAGAAGAAACACUAUCUCCAAAAGGACAUACAAGAGACAUCGCCAUGCUGAGACUGAAACAACAAGAAAAAAGAUUCGAAAGGGAUCCCAAUCUGAAGAAUGAGUAUGUUAAAGCUAUAGAAGAAUACAUGAAACUAAACUACAUUGAAGAAGUUCCUGAAGAAGAAGUUAACAAGGAAGCAGUAUACCUACCAUAUCACGCUGUGAUUAAAGAAGAAAAAGAAACUACAAAGACUAGAAUAGUCUUUAAUGCUUCUUCUAAAGGCUCUAAUGGCGUAUCCCUGAACGACGAGCUCCUAAUCGGUCCCCAUUUACAAGAAGACAUGCGAAAUCUAGUCAUGAGAUGGCGCAUGCGACGUGUAGCCAUGAUAUCAGACAUAAAGAAGAUGUACUUACAGAUUCUGAUGAGCCCGAGGGAUACCGAUUUCCAGAGGAUACUAUGGCGUAAAAAUACAAGCGAUCCAGUUAAACACUACCGACUGCUUCGCGUGACUUUUGGCACUGCUUCUGCGCCUUAUCUUGCUGUCAAGACGCUCCAACAAGUGGCAGAAGAUGAAGGCAAGGAGUACCCGCUUGCAUCGAAAACCAUAAAAGAAGAUUUUUUCAUGGACGACCUGAUGACCGGGUCAGACACCGUGCAAGAGGCUGUAGAUGUUGCCAAGCAGAUCACUGAAAUAUUGAAGAAGGGAGGGUUUGCACUCCAAAAAUGGGCUUCCAAUAGCACUGACUUCCUAAAAGAAUUUGAACCUUCAGAGAGAAGUACGCAUGUCAAAAUUGAUAUCGAGCUAGGAGGUACAAUCAAGGCCCUGGGACUGUGCUGGAAUAUGGGCGAAGAUAUCUUCCAGUACACUUUGAACUUAGCAGAUCCACCUGAAGUCAUCACGAAACGAAACAUAUUGGCUGACAUUCAGCGACUUUUCGAUCCAUUGGGCUGGAUAUCUCCUGCGUUACUGCCUGCAAAGAGAAUUAUACAGAAACUUUGGCUCUCACAUGUUGGCUGGGACCAUGAAGUAAACGAAGAAAUAAAGGAAGAAUGGCCAAGUCUACGAAAUGGAUUAGAGGAAAUUAAGAAUAUAAAGCUAGAUAGGUGGAUGAAUACGACACAGGACUCGAUGGAAGAUGUCACUAUACACGGCUUCUGCGAUGCUUCUAAUUAUGCCUAUGGCGCCGUGGCUUAUCUUCGCGCUAAAACACAAGAUGGAGAGUACAAGACGACUCUAAUAGCAGCCAAAACAAGAAUAGGACCUGUGAAGCCAAUGAGCGUCCCAAGACUUGAACUGUGCGGAGCUGUUCUACUAUCAAAACUGCUGAAACAAAUAAGCGAAGCAAUCCGAAUACCUACCAGUAAGAUGUACGCGUGGACAGACUCUACAAUUGUGUUAUCCUGGCUGCAUGGAGAUCCUGCAAGAUGGCAAACAUUCGUAAGAAAUAGAGUGGUUGCCAUACAAGACAUUAUACCAAACCAAUGGUAUCAUGUUCGAACUACGGAGAACCCUGCUGACAUUUCAUCACGAGGUAUGGCGUUAAGUGAACUGAAGAACUGCGACCUCUGGUGGCAUGGACCGCAGUGGCUGAAACAUAAGAACAUACAAUUAGAACAUCCAAUAAUAGAAGAGACAGACCUGGAAAUGAAAAAAGUAACAAUACAGGUUAACCUAAAUAGAGAUGAAAAUACAGAAGUUUACAAAGCCUUACCUGAGAAGUUUGAAGACUAUGAUACUUUACCUGAUUUACUGAAGUCCAUCGUUUAUGCCAGAAGAUUCUUGACGUACCUAAAAGAGAAAAACACAAACACGGACAAGACAAUAACAACACAAGAAUUAGAGAAGGCACUACUAGUAUGUACAAAGGCUGUGCAAGCAGAAUAUUUCAAUGAAGACAUAGAAAGCUUAAAAACAAGAAAAAGAAUAAGCACUAAGAGCAAAUUAAGAACUUUAAACCCUUACCUUGACGAAAAUGAUAUCCUCAGGGUGGGCGGUAGAUUGUGCCAUUCUGAGGUAGAUGAAGAACGAAAGCAUCCUAUAAUUUUAUGCAAAUGUCACUUUACAUACCUCAUCAUGCACGACGCCCACCGAAGAACCUUACAUGGGCGAUAUCAGCUGACCCUGAAUUAUAUACGGUCAAAGUACUGGAUCUUAAGAGUAAAGGGAUUACUAACAACUUACCUCAGAAAAUGCCUCAAAUGUGCAAGACAUAAUGCUACUACUAGAGAUCAGCUGAUGGGAGAUCUGCCAAAACAAAGAGUAACACCUGCUAAACCUUUUCUAAAUAGCGGUGUUGAUUUUGCCGGACCUUACCAAAUUUUGAUGUCUAAGGGUCGAGGUGCUAAAACAUGUAAGGCCUACAUAGCAAUCUUCAUAUGCAUGGCCACGAAGGCUAUCCACCUCGAAUUGGUGAGUGACCUAACAUCCGAAGCAUUCAUCGGUUCUUUUCGAAGGUUCGUAGCACGGCGGGGCCGCUGUGCUCAUAUCUGGAGUGAUCAAGGCCGUAACUUCGUUGGUGCUAGUAAAGAGCUCGCUGACGAUUGGCAAGAGGCAAAACUUGAGUUUGACAGUGAAAUUGCAGAAAAACUAGCCCUUAAUGGCACGCAAUGGCAUUUUGUGCCUGCCUAUAGCCCUACGUUCGGCGGAUUAUGGGAGGCUGGUGUCCGUUCAAUGAAGUACCACCUGAAACGAAUCCUUAACACACACCUGACCUAUGAGGAAAUGAGCACGAUAAUCUGCCAGAUUGAAUCUUCUUUAAACAGUAGACCUCUGUGUCCGAUUGACGAGAAGAACAUCGACAGCAUGGACGUGCUCACGCCAGGCCACUUCUUACUUACCGAAGCACCGAUUAAUGUCCCAUCUCCAUCUCUCAAGGACGCCAAAAUAAGCAGUUUGAGCCGUUGGCGCCACACUCAAAAAUUAGUCAACGACUUUUGGCGGCAGUGGCUGCAAGAAUAUUUAUGCCGGCUAUAA
Cydia amplana is the source of this 4065-nucleotide messenger RNA. RefSeq lists its product as uncharacterized. The transcript has a single exon. Gene Ontology annotation, biological process: DNA integration. The record is from RefSeq and is a predicted model, not a curated record. Bases 127 to 4065 code for a protein of 1312 amino acids. Gene Ontology annotation, molecular function: nucleic acid binding. NCBI's taxonomy places the organism in Eukaryota, Metazoa, Arthropoda, Insecta, Lepidoptera, Tortricidae.